AUGUCUUUGCAGAAUGCUUCAAUCAACAUAACAGAAUUUAUAAUAGGAGGUUUUGACACAACCAAAAGACCUAUUAUAGUUGGUGUGGUUAUAUUGAUUAUCUAUGUUCUAGCUGUUUUAGCCAACAUACUUAACAUCCUCUUCAUUAUUUAUGACAAGAGAUUGCACAAACCAAUGUAUCUUCUGAUUUGCAACCUUGCUGUUGUUGAUAUAUUGUACAACUGCAGCUGUCCAACAAUGAUUGGGGUUUUAGUUGCUGGGGUUAAUACUAUAUCUUAUGUGCCGUGCUUAAUUCAAAUGUUUGUUUACCACUUGGGAGCGGUAAUGGAGAUGUUUGCUUUAUCGGUUAUGGCAUUUGAUCGAUUGAUUGCUUUCAGCUAUCCCUUUCAUUACCACAGUUAUUUAACAAAUGUGCGCACUCUAGUCCUUACUUGUAUCCUGUGGAUUGUGGCCUGUAGUUUUGUGGCUGUACUGCCUGCAACUCUGCUUCCUCUCCCUCACUGUGACUCAAAGCUGAAAUACACAUUCUGUGAGUUAGGCGUGAUAUUAACUCUUGAGGCUCGCCAUGGUUUAACGAUCGGUUCCAUCAUUGCUCACCCUCUUUUGAAUCCUUUGGUGUAUUGUCUUAGGACAAAAGAAAUGAAAUGUAAGAUCUUUAGGAUAUUCAAAAAAGUUGAGACAUCUCAGUAG
Molecule: messenger RNA, 690 nt
Organism: Sander lucioperca (pikeperch)
Lineage: Eukaryota; Metazoa; Chordata; Actinopteri; Perciformes; Percidae
Product: putative olfactory receptor 13C6
Exons: 2
Coding region: 1-690 (229 amino acids)
Biological process (GO): G protein-coupled receptor signaling pathway
Cellular component (GO): membrane
Molecular function (GO): olfactory receptor activity; G protein-coupled receptor activity
Source: RefSeq, a predicted model, not a curated record